UUUUUUUUGAGCGAAAAUUAGAAGAGUAGAGAAAGUAGGAGCUUGUCUGAGCAUUUCUUUGAGUGGGGUUGUUGUCCCCAUGUUCAGUAUCAGUUUUCCAUGUGCACUUGAAUGGUUUUUUUUUGCUUCUCACGGUCUCUUCUGUUAAAAAUUGUAUUUCUGAGGGUAUCUAGACUUCCCUCUCUUUCUUUCAUAUUUUUUUAUUUCUUUUUGUUGACAGGGACUCAAUUCCUUCCAUGGCUUUGUCCGCAGAUCGAGAGAGGUUAUGCAUACACACAAAGAAGAUUUAAGUAAGCUCGACCCACUACCCAUCAAAUAAAACUCCAAUCUGGGUUGGUAAGAUUUAAUGAAGAUCUUCAUUUUCUACUGAUUGGUUCCCCUCUCCUCUCCUGUUCCAUUUCAGGGUGAUUUGCUCUAUUCCCAAUAAAAAUUUCUCUAUAUGGUUCUAAUUUCUCGUCGGGUUUCGGAUAGAUUUUUGUAUUUUUUAUCGAUGGGCUGUUGGGGUGAUCUUUCUGAGAUAUGUGGAUUUAUAUUCUUUGCCUCCUGAACAAAAGCAUCUGUUAGUUUGAUCCCCGGGCUUAAAUCUUUGAGACGAAAUUGCGUUGGGAAACCCAGUCGUGAGAGUAGAACGGAGCAUUGUCUCUCAUAGUUCUCCGUUUCAUGUCAGACUGUCAGCUUAUCCAAGUAGAAAGGCCUUUCGGAGACUGUGUUUUUCAUCUCUUUUUUACCAUAAAUGGGCGAUGAGUACAGAGUUCCGUUGCUAGAUAGAUGGUAGAUUCUUUCCUAUAUUAGAAAAAUGGAAUCUGGAAAUGGGUUCUACUCAGUCGACGAGUUCCGUUUGGAUGCCAAGUGGCUGAUCGAUCCGAGACAUCUCUUUGUUGGGCCGAGGAUUGGAGAAGGAGCUCAUGCCAAAGUAUUCGAAGGAAAAUAUAAAAACCAGAAUGUUGCUGUUAAAAUUGUUCAUAGAGGAGAAACCCCAGAAGAGAUUGCUAAGAGAGAGGCGAGAUUCGCAAGAGAAGUUGCAAUGCUGUCUAGAGUUCAACACAAAAAUUUAGUAAAGUUUAUCGGGGCAUGUAAGGAACCUGUCAUGGUAGUGGUAACGGAGCUUUUGUUGGGUGGUUCAUUACGAAAAUACUUGCUGAACAUGCGGCCUAGGUGUUUGGACAUGCGUGUUGCCAUUGGUUUUGCACUUGAUAUCGCUCGAGCAAUGGAGUGUUUGCACUCACAUGGGAUCAUCCACCGGGAUUUAAAACCUGAAAACUUGAUAUUAACUGAAGACCACAAAACAGUAAAACUUGUGGACUUUGGUUUAGCAAGAGAGGAGUCAGUAACAGAGAUGAUGACCGCUGAAACAGGCACAUACCGUUGGAUGGCCCCAGAGUUGUACAGUACAGUCACAUUGAGGCAUGGGGAAAAGAAGCAUUACAACCACAAGGUUGAUGCCUACAGCUUUGCAAUUGUUUUAUGGGAACUCUUACACAACCGAUUGCCGUUCGAAGGCAUGUCAAACCUACAGGCAGCCUAUGCAGCUGCUUUUAAAAAUGUGAGGCCAAGUUUAGAAAACCUCCCUGACGAUUUGGCUUUAAUUCUAGCUUCAUGCUGGAAGGAGGACCCAAAUGCCAGGCCCAACUUCAGCCAAAUUGUGCAGAUGCUCCUACAUUAUCUAUCAACCCUUUCACCACCAGAACGCAUGAUUCCAUCUCCUAUUUUUACUUCCAAAAAUGAAGUUCUGCCUCCAGAAUCCCCAGGUACAAGCUCAUUGAUGGCUGUGCGAGAUGACUUGGGGGAGACCCCAAAAGCCAAGAUGGAAGACAAACCAAGGAGUUUCUUCUUCUGUUUCAACCAGUGUUACUGAUUACCAGAUGGAAAAAACAUGGGAUUUAGUCUGCUAGGAUCCCAAAUUGCUGUAUGGGAGGUUUAGUGAACUGGGCUCCGAUCCCACAAACACAUGGAUGAACAGUAAAUGUUUAAUUACGUGGCUGAAGAUGCUCCCUUGUAUCUGGGUGGUGCUGUAAAAUAUACAUGGUUAUAAGAUCCCAGUUAGCAAUCGUUACAUCAACUCCAUUAAUCCUGCCAUGGCUCGUUAAUUGUUACUGGAAAUGUGGAAAGGUUAGUUUUAACUUUUAAGUCAAGUGCUAUGCAUUGAAGAGAGGUUGUUGGCCGUGUUUGUUCCAGUUCCGUAGUCUGUAAUUUGUAUGUCCAACAACAAGAUAGGAGAAAGGUAGUUAAAAUAGCCAUCAUCAAAAUAAAGGCAGUACUGGUGGGCCAGGUUUUUGUUAUUAAUUUGACAUUAUUGUUAAAAUCCGUAUCACCUAUAUCAAUUCCAUGAUUCUCAACUCAGUUAAACUUAAAA
Messenger RNA from Nelumbo nucifera (sacred lotus), 2353 nucleotides. Its product is annotated as serine/threonine-protein kinase STY13-like. Gene Ontology annotation, biological process: signal transduction; protein phosphorylation. The record is from RefSeq and is a predicted model, not a curated record. Gene Ontology annotation, molecular function: protein kinase activity; ATP binding. NCBI's taxonomy places the organism in Eukaryota, Viridiplantae, Streptophyta, Magnoliopsida, Proteales, Nelumbonaceae. Gene Ontology annotation, cellular component: cytoplasm.